Messenger RNA from Drosophila rhopaloa, 3092 nucleotides. RefSeq names its product glutamate receptor ionotropic, kainate 3 (gene GluRIIC). The coding region runs from base 66 to 2924 and encodes 952 amino acids. The record is from RefSeq and is a predicted model, not a curated record. The transcript has 11 exons. Gene Ontology annotation, molecular function: glutamate-gated receptor activity; transmitter-gated monoatomic ion channel activity involved in regulation of postsynaptic membrane potential. Lineage: Eukaryota; Metazoa; Arthropoda; Insecta; Diptera; Drosophilidae. Gene Ontology annotation, biological process: synaptic transmission, glutamatergic; monoatomic ion transport; modulation of chemical synaptic transmission. Gene Ontology annotation, cellular component: postsynaptic membrane; plasma membrane.
CUGCCAGCCGGUGUGCUCGCAUGAAAAACGAAAUAUUUCGGAAAUAGCUCAGCCCGUGGCCAAAAAUGUUCGGAGGAAAUUCCAGAGCAGCAGGCAUGUGGCAUCACAUGGUUUUGCUCAGCUGCAUUUGGAGUGCAUUUUUCGUGUGCCAUAGCCGAGGGCAGCAAAUAAACAUCGGUGCCUUCUUCUACGACGAUGAGCUGGAGCUGGAAAAGGAGUUCAUGGAGGUGGUGAACGCUAUUAAUGGACCGGAAUCAGAGCAAACCCAUCGUUUUAAUCCGCUUAUCAAGCGCUUAAAGCCCGAAGAUGGCAGUGUAACAAUGCAGGAACAGGCCUGCGAUCUCAUAGAUAAUGGUGUCGCGGCUAUUUUCGGACCAAGUUCAAAGGCGGCGAGCGACAUUGUAGCCUUGGUGUGCAAUAAUACCGGCAUACCGCAUAUAGAGUUUGAUGUCUCGGACGAGGAGCAUCAGGAAGAGAAGCCCAACCAUCAAUUAACCCUGAAUCUCUACCCAUCGCAGGUUAUAUUGUCAAAGGCCUAUGCCGAUAUUGUGCAGAAUUUUGGGUGGCGCAAGUUCACCAUUGUUUAUGAUGCCGAUGAUGCUAAAGCUGCAGCUCGCUUGCAGGAUCUUUUGCAGUUGCGAGAGGUCCAUAACGACGUAGUGCGAGUAAGGAAGUUUCAAAAGGACGAUGACUACAGGGUGAUGUGGAAGAGCAUCAGAGGUGAACGACGAGUGGUUUUGGACUGUCCUCCUGGCAUGUUGGUGGAACUCUUGAACUCCUCCUCGGAGUUUGGACUGACUGGACAGUUCAAUCACAUAUUUUUGACCAACUUGGAGACCUACACUGAUCACUUGGAGGAACUCUCAGCGGAUAAUGAAACUUUUGCCGUAAACAUAACAGCUGCUCGUCUGUUGCUCAACCCCGAUACGCCAGCGUAUUCCCAGCCUUAUGGAUACGUUACUCAAAGGGAGAACAUCGUCUACGAAAGCAAUGAGUCGGAACGCACUCUGCUCCACGACCUGAUUCAUGAUGCACUACACCUUUUUGCGCAAUCCUGGCGGAAUGCCAGCUUCUUUUACCCGGACAAGAUGGAAGUGCCGCGAAUAACCUGCGACUUUGCGGCUUCCGGAGGUCGCACCUGGGCCAUGGGUCGCUAUCUAACGCGCCUCAUGAAAGGGACUUCCGGCGUGAACAGCACGAACUUCCGGACAAGUAGUCUGCAGUUCGACAAGGAUGGACAGCGGAUAACAUUCAACAUUGAGGUGUACGAUCCCCUGGACGGCAUUGGCAUAGCCAUCUGGGACCCCAGGGGCCAAAUAACUCAGCUGAAUGUGGACGCCAAGGUGCAGAAGAAGAUAAUAUACCGCGUGGCCACGAGAAUAGGACCGCCGUAUUUCUCGGUGGACGAGACUGCCGCCGAGCUAAAUCUUACAGGCAACGCUCUGUAUAAAGGAUAUGCCGUGGACCUUAUAGCCGCCAUCGCCAAAGAAGUUGGGUUCGAGUAUAUCUUCGUUCCGGUUGCCGAUCAGCAGUAUGGAAAGCUGGACAAAGACACCAAGCAGUGGAAUGGCAUCAUCGGGGAAAUCGUUAACAAUGAUGCGCACAUGGGAAUUUGUGAUCUAACCAUCACUCAAGCUCGCAAAACCGCAGUGGACUUUACGGUGCCCUUUAUGCAAUUGGGAGUUAAUAUACUCGCCUACAAAAGUCCGCAUGAGGAAAAGUCACUGGAUGCGUAUCUGGAACCCUUUGGCGGCGAAGUCUGGAUCUGGAUUCUAAUAUCGGUGUUCGUGGUGACCUUUCUCAAGACAAUAGUGGCGAGGAUCUCCAAGAUGGACUGGGAGAACCCGCAUCCGUGCAACCGCGACCCCGAAGUGCUCGAAAAUCAGUGGCACAUCCACAACACAGGCUGGCUGACGGUGGCCUCCAUUAUGACGGCAGGAUGCGACAUCCUGCCAAGGAGUCCCCAGGUUCGCAUGUUUGAGGCCACCUGGUGGAUUUUUGCCAUCAUCAUUGCCAACUCCUAUACGGCCAAUCUGGCUGCUUUUCUGACCAGUUCCAAAAUGGAGGGCAGCAUCGCCAACUUGAAGGAUCUGAGUGGCCAGAAGAAGGUGAAAUUCGGCACCAUCUACGGUGGCAGUACAUAUAAUCUUCUGGCUGAAUCCAACGAGACCGUCUAUCGCCUGGCUUUCAAUCUGAUGAACAACGACGAUCCCUCGGCCUACACCAAGGAUAAUACUGAGGGAGUCGAACGCGUGAAGAAGAACCAGGGCAACUAUAUGUUUCUCAUGGAGACCACCACCUUGGAAUACCAUUGCGAGCAGAACUGCGACCUUCGCUCGGUUGGAGAAAAGUUCGGGGAGAAGCACUAUGCCAUCGCGGUUCCAUUUGGUGCGGAGUACAGGUCCAAUUUGAGUGUGGCCAUCCUGCACUUGAGUGAACGGGGUGAUCUGUACAGUCUCAAGCAGAGGUGGUGGAAGAACCCCAACGCCAGCUGCUUUGAGGAACCAGAUCCGAAUGCCACUCCCGACAUGAACUUCGAGGAGCUGCGCGGCAUCUUCUACACGCUCUACGUGGGCAUCCUGAUCGCUUUCCUCAUCGGCAUCACCGAGUUUCUGGUCUACGUUCAGCAAGUGGCAUUGGAAGAGAAGCUCACUUUAAAGGCCGCCUUCAACAAAGAGAUCCGGUUCGUGCUUUGCGUGUGGAACAACAAAAAGCCCAUAGUGGCUGGCACCCCAGUAUCCAGUCUCAGGACCACACCGCGAAGGUCCUUGGACAAGUCCUUGGAGCGCACUCCCAAGUCAAGUCGCCGAAUCGUUAUCGGACGCUCCUCGGAAGAAAUGCGUGAGAUGCCACAAGGAUCUGGUUCUGGCUCCUCGUCGGCCACAAAUAACACGAAGUUGGAACAACAAGAGGAGCGUUUUUAAAUACUCUGUUGUCAUUGAUUAAAAAUAUUUCAUUAAAUUGUAUAUGAAUGCUUAAUUAAUAUAAAGUUUGUAUAAACUGCAGCUGCUGCUUCAUUUCCGUAAACAAUUUUUGUUCAGUGCUCGCUGAGUUGCUUUCAAUAAAGGCCACGGCCAUCAUUUCAACCGUAA